This is a messenger RNA of Myripristis murdjan (pinecone soldierfish), 1383 nucleotides long. RefSeq names its product BRCA2 and CDKN1A interacting protein (gene bccip). The record is from RefSeq and is a predicted model, not a curated record. Bases 61 to 975 code for a protein of 304 amino acids. Gene Ontology annotation, cellular component: nucleus. The transcript is spliced from 7 exons. NCBI's taxonomy places the organism in Eukaryota, Metazoa, Chordata, Actinopteri, Holocentriformes, Holocentridae.
AGCUGAACUGUAACCCUUGCCCCGCCCCCUCGGUUCGCACACGUGGUUGAUGUUUGCAGCAUGGCUUCGUCAGCUAAGAGACGAGCGGUAGGUUUGGGCGAAAACCCCGAGGAGAGUGGAAACAGCUCGGACGAGAACACGGAGGACGAUGCGGACUCUGGGGAGGAGGACAGCGACGAUUCGGAGGAGGAAAUCAACGAAGAGGUCAUCGUGGACUUUGAAGCCCAUACCAUCUCAGACAACGACUUCAAUGGGAUCAAGAAACUUUUGCAGCAGCUCUUCCUGAAGGCCCAUGUAAACACAUCAGAGAUGACAGACAUCAUCAUUCAGCAGAAUCAUGUUGGAAGUGUCAUAAGGCAAGCAGAAGUGCCAGAAGACAGUGAUGAUGACAGCGACCCAGAUGAGGUGUUUGGUUUCAUCAGUAUGCUGAACCUCACAGAGAGGAAGGGGGUCCAGUGUGUGGAGGAGGUGAAGGAGCUGAUCAUGGAGCAGUGUGAGAAGAACUGUCCACACAGCAUGACCGAGCAGCUGGAGCAGAUCCUCCAGGACACCAGCAAGCCCGUGGGGCUGCUGCUGAGCGAGCGUUUCAUCAACGUGCCUCCGCAGAUCGCCCUGCCGCUGCACAAACAGCUCCAGGAGGAAAUGGCAGAAGCUCAGAGGACAAAUAAGCCCAGUGGCAGGUGUCAUUACUGCCUGAUGAUCAGCAAGACCUGCAAAGAGGCGACCAAGAGCAUCCCAGCCAGAGGAGGGGCUCCCAAAGAGGAGCUGAUGUUUGUCAAUGCAGAGGAGGAGUUCUUCUAUGAGCAAGCCACCAUGAAGUUCAACUACUCGGUCCAGGAAGAGGCAGACUCCUGCUUGAGCGGCAGGUGGUCGUUCGACGACGUGCCCAUGAAGCCGUUCAGGACAGUGAUGCUGAUACCAGCAGACAGAAUGCCUGCCAUCAUGGACAAACUCAAAGAAUACCUCACCAUGUGAACCUCCCAAUAAACCAAGACCAUGUGCACACACAACAACUGUGGACUUGUGGAAACGGUUCGAUAUACUCAGAAGAAAUGUUUUCGUAUUCCUUCAUUAAUGAUGUAAUACAGUUAUAAGACACCGGUAAACCAUGUAUGAACCAUUAUAGUAGUAGUUUUCUAUAUCAGUGGUUCUAAAAAUGCUUUUGCUUUAGUUUCUUUUUUUUUUUAAAUCCCUUAUUUACCUCAGAUACUAUCUGAAAGUAAAAAACUGUCGACCUUGUUCAUACUGCAAAAAUAUAUUUACAAUUGUGGUACAUCAUCUGCACAUGAAACAACAUAAUUGGCAUUACAUUAAAUAGUGAUGUUUUCUGCAAUCGGAAUUUUCUAUAAUAACAAGGUUAUUAAACAAGACAAUUUACAUUAA